AUGCUCGCGCUCGCGUUCAACCUGCUGGGCUGGUACAGCUGCAAUUCGUUCUUCAACGUGCUCAACAAGCAGGCGCUGAACCUGUUCCCGUACCCGUGGGUCGUCGCCUGGCUCCAGCUCUUCGCCGGCGUGGCGCUCAUCGCGCCGGCCUGGCUCGCGGGCCUGCGCACGGCGCCCAAGGUCGACGCGCACUUCCUGGGCGCCAACUUCCUGCCCAUGGGCCUGCUGCACAGCACGGGCCACGCGGCGCAGGUCUUCUCCUUCGGCGCGGGCUCGGUGUUCAUGGCGCACGUCAUCAAAGCCUUGGAGCCGAUCAUCGGCACGGUCAUCGGCGUCGUCUUCCUCGGGUCGCGGCCGUCGCUGGCGACGAACGCGUCGCUCGCG
Aureococcus anophagefferens is the source of this 384-nucleotide messenger RNA. RefSeq lists its product as hypothetical. The transcript has a single exon. The record is from RefSeq and is a predicted model, not a curated record. Gene Ontology annotation, molecular function: antiporter activity. NCBI's taxonomy places the organism in Eukaryota, Pelagophyceae, Pelagomonadales, Pelagomonadaceae. Gene Ontology annotation, cellular component: Golgi apparatus. The annotation marks the transcript as partial.